Messenger RNA from Metarhizium brunneum ARSEF 3297, 1128 nucleotides. RefSeq names its product Conidial pigment polyketide synthase alb1 (gene alb1). NCBI's taxonomy places the organism in Eukaryota, Fungi, Ascomycota, Sordariomycetes, Hypocreales, Clavicipitaceae. Gene Ontology annotation, biological process: biosynthetic process. The record is from RefSeq and is a predicted model, not a curated record.
AUGGCCGUCACCGUGUGGCAAGAUGCGCUCAACAUCAUUGCGCAGGAGAGCGGGCUGGAGCCCGCAGAAAUCAUCGAGACGGAGGACACGGCGUUUCUCACGCUCGGCAUCAAUCAGAUCCUCGCCACGGCCAUCCUGGCGCACCUGAGAGGGCCUCGUGGAGAGCCUCUCCCACGAGACAUCUUUGACCAGAAGCCCACGGUUGGUGCGUUCCGCCGCUUCUACGAGACCCCUAUUCACCUGGACAUUGCUCCCGUCGCGGCACCCGCGCCGCCCAAGCUGAAGCGCGUGCCGUCGUCCUCUGUCCCGCUGUCCAUCGUCUUGCAAAACAACCCGGCGUCGAGCCGGCACACGGUGUUCCUCCUCCCGGACGGCAGCGGCUCGGCCAUGGCCUACGCCAACCUCCCGCCCGUCCACCCGGCCGUCUGCAUCGUCGGCAUGAACAGCCCGUACCUGCGCGACGCCGGCUCGUACCGCUGCUCCGUGGAAGACCUGGCAUCGCAAUGGGUCCGUGAAGUCUACCGCCGCCAACCACGGGGGCCGUACAUUGUCGGCGGGUGGUCGGCCGGAGGCUACUACUCGUACGAGGUGGCCAAGCGCCUCCUGCAGGACGGACACGCCGUCGCCAAGCUGAUCCUGAUCGACUCGCCGUGCCGCACCGUCUUUGAGUCCCUGUCCAUGGACGUCGUCAACUACCUCUCCUCUCGAAACCUCAUGGGCAACUGGGGCUCUCCGGAGAUGCCCGAGUGGCUGGUGCAGCAUUUCCGCUCGACGCUGGCCGCCGUGGGCAAGUACCGCCCGCGGCCCAUCGGCUCGGCUGGCAAGAUGCAGACGUACAUCAUCUGGAGCCGAGACGGCGUGCUGGAUCACGACGCGCUGGCCAGGUCUGGACUCGACACGAGCGUCAAGGUGUCCCGAUUUCUGCUGCAGGGCAAGGAUGACCUGGGGCCGAAUGGAUGGGACGACCUGCUGCCCAGCAAGGACAUGGCUAUUGCGACGCAAUCGGGGACGCACUUCACCAUGAUUAACAAGCCUCAUGUGGCGCAGAUGAGCGAUCUCUUGCGUGAUGCCGUGAUUGGCAUCGGCUCUGACCGACAGUCGCACUGGCAGCGAGUGAGCGAGUCAUGA